Messenger RNA from Vicugna pacos (alpaca), 432 nucleotides. The record is from RefSeq and is a predicted model, not a curated record. Lineage: Eukaryota; Metazoa; Chordata; Mammalia; Artiodactyla; Camelidae.
CAAGGUCUGUAAUAUGUUAUAUGAACAAAGAGUUGGCAAAGGCAAGAACUACUCUGUGCAUGAGGAGAUGCUGUGUACUGGGGACUUCUCGACAGGAAAGGCCAUCUGCCAAGGUGAUUCUGGGGGGCCCCUUGUCUGUGACCUCACCAAUGCCUGGGUUCUGGUGGGGCUGGCCAGCUGGGGCUUGGACUGCAAGUAUCCCAUCUACCCCAGUGCCUUCACCAGUGUCUCCUACUUCAUUGACUGGAUCGAUGAGAUCCAGAAGCUCACAUCUCUCCCUGAUACCAUGUCUGCUGCUCCUCAGACCCAGUUUCCAUACCAACCUCUGCAAUCUGCUGCUAACCUGGGCCUGACACAGGCUUUGUGACUCCACAGACCUGUCUUCUACUGCUGUUCAUGUUCCAGGCCCCAUGACAGGCCCUGUGGUGUCCU